Molecule: messenger RNA, 1689 nt
Organism: Dichomitus squalens LYAD-421 SS1
Lineage: Eukaryota; Fungi; Basidiomycota; Agaricomycetes; Polyporales; Polyporaceae
Product: alcohol oxidase
Exons: 15
Coding region: 1-1689 (562 amino acids)
Molecular function (GO): flavin adenine dinucleotide binding; oxidoreductase activity, acting on CH-OH group of donors
Source: RefSeq, a predicted model, not a curated record
AUGUGUCUAUCUGACUCGGGACCAGAGUUCUUCGGACAAGCCAUAGGAAAUCCGAACUUCGACUGGAAGUUUACCAGCGUCCCGCAGAGCGCGCUCAAUGGCAACGUAGUGGCGCAACCCAGAGGCAAGAUGCUUGGUGGCUCCAGCGGGCUCAACUUCAUGGCAUGGGACAGGGCGUCCGCUACGGAAUACAACGCCUGGGAGAAGCUGGGCGCGGAGGGGUGGAAUUGGAAUUCGCUCCUGCCAUAUUUCAGGAAGACCGAGACCAUUUCGGCCCCAACGCCUGAGCAAUACUUCCCGGACGGCCCACAGGUCUCGAACAAAACGUUCUAUACAUUUCACGGACGGGAUGGCCCAGUCCAGCCAUCCUACAAUGUCCUGUACACGAAUAUCACCGACCCGUUCGUGGAAGCGGUUAACAAGUUAGGUAUUCCCACGAAUAGCGACCCCUAUGAGGGAAAUGCAACGGGCAUCUUUAACCUGGAAAUGGCCGUUGAUCGGGUCAAGAAUGUCGGCAAGCGGUCGUACGCCGCAAGCACGUAUUAUAACAUUAGUUCCGAUAGGCCAAACCUCACCGUUUAUCUCACUACUCAAGCUACGAAAGUCAAUAUCGUCCGCGGCGCAAGCUCACAAGAUUUGCGGGCGGUUAGCGUAGACGUUGUGGCCUUGAACAGCACUGGUACCAACGGUACCGUUUAUGCACGGAAGGAAGUCGUACUCUCGGCAGGCGCUUUCCAGACACCCCAUCUCCUGGAGCUAUCUGGGAUCGGAAACAAGUCGAUUCUUGAAGACGCGGGCAUCAAGACCCUGAUUGACCUACCCGGGGUCGGGGAGAAUCUCCAGGACCAUACACUGCUGACCCAAGAUUUUGAGAUCAUCAAUACGACGUUCACGUACGACAUUCUCAGAAACGACCAAACAUACUUGGCCGAGCAACAAGCGGAGUACGCGGAGAACGGAACGGGCAUCUUUGCAUCCGCUCAAUUCGCGUUGGUAUUCCCUCCGCUAAAGACAAUCGUCUCAGAUGUCGUGCUCUCCAACUUACAAGGACAGGCUGAAGAGCUCAUUCGUGCGUCGGGCCUACCGGCUUUGACCAAGGCACAAUAUGAGAUCCAACAAGGCUGGUUGGACACGGCGGACGUUGGGCAUGUAGAAUAUAUCAUGUUCCCUGGAGGAGGGGUGACGGCAGCCAGUCCCACUCCGGGUGCGGCGUAUCUCACAGUGUACAUGGGCAACAUGCACCCGUUCAGUCGUGGUACCGUGCAUCUCAAUUCCACUAAUCCCCUGACGCCUCCGGCAAUCGAUCCCAAAUACGUCGAUAAGUACAUAGAUCUGCAGGUCGUGCUCGAAGGGACCAAAUUUGUCAGGCAGAUUGCCCAGACCCAGCCUCUUGCAUCAUUAAUUGUCAAUGCGCACGAGCCGUCGAGCAACGUAACCACCGACGAUGAGUGGCUAGAUUAUAUCAAGACGUUCAUGGGAACAGUCUACCAUCCUGUGGGCACUGCAGCCAUGGUGUCACGAGAGCGUGGAGGUGUGGUUGAUCCGAAGACGCUGAAGGUCUAUGGCACAACUAAUUUGCGAGUGGUGGACGCGUCUGUUAUCCCCAUGCUGAUCGCUGCACAUCCGCAAUCGACUGUGUACGCGAUUGCUGAAAGAGCGUCCGACAUUAUCAGGGGGUUGAUUAGGUGA